Molecule: messenger RNA, 3123 nt
Organism: Ostrea edulis (European flat oyster)
Lineage: Eukaryota; Metazoa; Mollusca; Bivalvia; Ostreida; Ostreidae
Exons: 2
Coding region: 511-1671 (386 amino acids)
Biological process (GO): cell wall mannoprotein biosynthetic process; protein N-linked glycosylation
Cellular component (GO): mannan polymerase complex
Molecular function (GO): alpha-1,6-mannosyltransferase activity
Source: RefSeq, a predicted model, not a curated record
CCGUGGUAAAAUAGUUGGUUUUGAUCUAAUUACAAGAAAUAUACAGUAGAAAAUGUAGCUUGCCAGGGUAAAUUUUGAGGACUACCUACACUUGGUUAAAUUUAAAACUGAUCAGAUAACUUAAUAACCCUUACAGAUAAAAAAAAAAAAAAUGGAUUAAGACAAAAUGAAAAGGACUAAAUAAUGACUUUGAAAUGCAUACACAAUAUUUUCAUAAACUUGAAAUAUAUGCAUGUAGGUUGUAUUCUUCAAAAACCUCGUGUUGGGAGUCACAUUUUCUUCAUGAAGCUUUAUUGAGUAGUAAUAAAGUGGUAGAUAUUCAUCUCAAUCCAACAUUGAACAGGUUCUAGGUAUACGCGGGAUUCCUUAUAAAUGUGUAUAUAAUACAAUAUAAAAAGCUAGGGGAACGCCCAGCAUAAAUUAAACUUUCUCUGUUGUGGAAAACCUGGGAGAUAUUAAAAUCAUGCUGAUAGAUAUCAUUGAUAAAUUCACUGUUUAAAUACGUUGUAAAUGCUUCGGCGCACUUUGAAUGUCGGCGUGUAUUUGCUUUACACAUUGCAAUAUGUCACAGAUUUUUUCCACAUGAUUACUAGUAUGUGUUUUCGGAGACGACAAUUGAAGGAAUUUUGUUUGUUGGGAAUUGCAGUGUGUCUUUGUAUAUACCUGUAUGAGUGGACUGGUUCAAACCACGCAAGUAAAAAACGUGGAUUAACAAGCAUGAAAACAACAUGCUUUUAUAAUGAAUCUCAAGAGAUUUUCAACACUUCCAAGUGGAAUUUACCACCUGUGCCUAAGAAUUCAUUAAAUAAUGAUACAAUCGGACAGGUAUCGUUUGAAGUUAUCGAGUAUUUCACAGUGCUUAACAGGACAUUAUGCCAAGAUUUCGUGGUCUUAAUUCUUACCCCCAUCCACAACAGCGAACAUGAAAUGAAGAGCUAUGUGGAUCUUAUCAAAAGUCUGGAUUAUCCGAGACACCUGUUAUCUCUUUCCUUUGGAGAGGACGGCAGUCGGGACAAUACACUAGCCAAAGCACGCAUUGCUGCGGAUGAAAUAAAAGCAACUGGAUUUCGCCGAGCAGACGUCUACCAUCUCAACCUCACUGGUCGAACAGAGGACAGCUGGGGGUUUGAACAUGCUCGUGGAAAUCAACUUCAACGAAGAAGUCACCUAGCAAAAGCACGAAACCUGCUAUUGAAGGAAGCGCUGAGGGACGAGGACUACGUUCUGUGGUUGGAUUCUGACAUGCGUACCGCUCCUUCAGACUUAAUACAACAAAUGAUCCACGCAGACAAGGAUGUAGUAUCGGCCUCUUGUCUGUUCAAAGACGGUAGAGGGAAACUGCGUGUUUACGACAAAAAUACAUGGCGAGAAACGACCGAGUCUUUGCAGAAGCAAAAGGGACUUCCGAAAGGGCAUCUUAUAGUAGAGGGAUAUGGUCCAUCGAUGAGGAUAUACCUUCCACAUUUACGAGGGGAGGGCAAGAGAAUUGUUCCUAUAGAUGGUGUUGGUGGAUGUAGUUUACUAAUUAAAGCGGAGAGUCACCGGAAAGGACUUCAUUUUCCUGAGAAAUUGUUUGAAAGACACAUUGAAACAGAGGGCCUAGCAAAAAUGGCGAAAUAUAUGGGAUACAGUGUUUAUGGACUACCGUUUGUAAACGUUUUCCAUUCAUAGAUAGUAUUUAAAUUAUUUCCAACUUUUCCCCAUAUGGAUUAAGAUAUGUGUAAUAUUUUGCAGAUUUUAUCACCAUGUGAUAUAAACAAGAUACUAAGUUCUGACAGAACAUCCGUACAACUCAAAGCGCAUGCCCACGUAGUUGUUUGUGUUACUGGGCUGCUUAUAAAAGUCUGCCACGUGGAUUCUGACAUAUCGUGCAUUAAUGGGAGGUUCCAAGCUGUGUUGCUUGAUCGAAGUCUGGUCUGUGUUACCAUCAAAGUACUGAAAUGUACAAAAACAUUAAUAUAUAUUAGUAAAUGUACUUGUUGGCCUAAUUUUCAGCUAUCCUUUAUCCAGUUGCUUUUAUUUCAUUAGUAUACAGGUGCGUAUCAGUGUAGAUGUCACAUGGAGAUUAGGUGUAUGGCUGAUAGCAGUAUAAAAGUAAACAAACUAAGUUCAAGUAUCAGAGGUUUAAUUGACAUAACACAUUGUACCUUUUUCUGGCAGUUCUCCUGGUAGUCCAUCCAUUGGAGACCAUCUGAGGAAAACUGUAUCGUAUAGUUAGUCACACGGACGUCACAACACGGGGCUCCCUUAAGAGAAAUGAGAAGAAUUGAUUCGUGUUAAAUCGUUGCAUUUAAUUUCAUGUGAUAUUGUUGUUCUUAUUUCAAUUUUAGCUGAUUAUCUUCAUUUAAACAUUUUAUGUGGAAUAUAUCUAUAUAGAUAAUGCUUUUUACGACCAAUAAUGAUAACAAGAGUAGACAAAGAGCACAACAGGAUAUUAAUCACAGAAACAGUAUCCAUUGUAGAUUGUACAUUUCCAGAUAUAUAACACAUAUCUGUAAAAAUUAAAUGUUGGGCUACACUCUGGUACACGUACUUAAUAAAUAAUCCGUGCACCUUGGUAAGUGAUGAUAAGCGUAAAGUAUGGCGCGACAAAUCAACAUAAACUCAAGAUAUCUUUGAUUAUUUGAAAAUAUCAUCAAUUCAAUUAUUGCGCGCAAUAAUGGAUUUGAUGUGCGCUUUAAUUUAAUUCAGUUGAUGAGAGCAAUAAUUGAUUUGAUCGUCAUUUCAAUUUAUGAGCGCAUCAGUGUGGUGCAUGGAAUUAUUACUCAUUAUUCAGAGCUCGGUAUAAAUGAUUUGAUCAUCUCUUUGAUUUGAUUAAUUCAAUUGAAGCGCUACGCGCAUUGAUGAAGUUUUUCGUUCAAUUUUCCCUAUGAUUUCUUAACAGAUAAAUCCGAUGACGAUUUUACAUGAAUGAAAAUUUUUCGAAUGAGACGCAAAACAGCAUACAAAGAUAAUUUUAAAAGGAAUGAUUCUGUUUUGUAUAGAUUGGGACAUAGUAUUAAUAUCCAUUCUCAAACCCUCGAUCUUUUAAGUACUUCCCACGUCCCCGCGUCUGAUACCACAGAGAGUCCUUUAAAUUGAUUUUGAUAAAGUUUAGAAAAUAAAAUCUACCUGAGUAGCUAU